GGCAAAUGACUCAGCUCUGUGAGCUGAUCAACAAGAGUGGAGAGCUCCUUGCGAAGAACUUGUCCCACUUGGACACUGUGCUUGGGGCUCUAGAUGUUCAAGAACACUCCUUGGGUGUCCUUGCUGUUCUGUUUGUGAAGUUUUCAAUGCCCAGUGUUCCUGACUUUGAAACCCUGUUCUCACAGGUUCAGCUUUUCAUUAGUACAUGUAAUGGCGAGCACAUUCGAUAUGCAACAGAUACGUUUGCUGGGCUUUGCCAUCAGCUAACAAAUGCACUUGUGGAAAGAAAACAGCCCCUUCGAGGAAUUGGCAUCCUUAAGCAAGCCAUAGACAAGAUGCAGAUGAAUACAAACCAGCUGACCUCAGUACAUGCCGAUCUCUGCCAGCUUUGUUUACUAGCGAAGUGCUUUAAACCUGCCCUUCCAUAUCUUGAUGUGGAUAUGAUGGAUAUCUGUAAAGAGAAUGGAGCCUAUGAUGCAAAACACUUUCUGUGCUACUAUUAUUAUGGAGGAAUGAUCUAUACGGGGCUGAAGAACUUUGAAAGAGCACUCUACUUUUAUGAGCAGGCUAUUACUACUCCUGCCAUGGCUGUCAGCCACAUCAUGUUGGAAUCCUAUAAAAAGUAUAUUUUAGUGUCUUUGAUAUUACUUGGCAAAGUACAACAGCUGCCUAAAUACACAUCUCAGAUUGUGGGUAGAUUUAUUAAGCCUCUCAGCAAUGCUUACCAUGAGUUAGCACAAGUUUAUUCAACCAAUAACCCAUCGGAGCUCCGGAACCUGGUGAACAAGCACAGUGAAACUUUCACUCGAGAUAACAACAUGGGCCUGGUGAAGCAGUGCCUGUCAUCUCUCUAUAAGAAGAACAUCCAGAGGCUAACAAAGACCUUUUUAACACUGUCAUUACAAGAUAUGGCAAGUCGUGUGCAGUUAUCUGGACCUCAGGAGGCAGAAAAAUAUGUUCUACACAUGAUAGAAGAUGGAGAAAUUUUUGCAAGUAUUAAUCAGAAGGAUGGUAUGGUCAGUUUCCAUGAUAAUCCUGAAAAAUACAAUAACCCAGCCAUGCUUCAUAACAUUGAUCAAGAGAUGCUAAAGUGCAUAGAGCUGGAUGAGCGGCUGAAGGCCAUGGACCAGGAGAUCACAGUGAAUCCCCAGUUCGUUCAAAAGAGUAUGGGCUCACAAGAAGAUGAUUGAAACUAACGCCCAUCCUGAGUUAACAGAAUUGUCACCUUGGCCUGGUGAGUGUGAAGAGGGCAGCAGGAAGUGCCAUGCCAGUCCCAUGCCGGUUCCACCUGGACAUUCAGAAAUUCAGUUUUAACAUCUUCAGUCCUAUUGCUUUCAGAAAACCAGUCUCUGCAAAGAAAGAAAAAAAUCAAACUUUAGAGUCUGAUGUGGAUUUAUUUAUCCUCAGAUUAUUGUUAUUAUUGCAUUAAAGUUACCUUUUUGUUUUAAUCCCUUGAA
Molecule: messenger RNA, 1457 nt
Organism: Cricetulus griseus (Chinese hamster)
Lineage: Eukaryota; Metazoa; Chordata; Mammalia; Rodentia; Cricetidae
Source: RefSeq, a predicted model, not a curated record